This is a messenger RNA of Anastrepha ludens (Mexican fruit fly), 1885 nucleotides long. RefSeq lists its product as uncharacterized. The record is from RefSeq and is a predicted model, not a curated record. The coding region runs from base 10 to 1494 and encodes 494 amino acids. The transcript has 3 exons. NCBI's taxonomy places the organism in Eukaryota, Metazoa, Arthropoda, Insecta, Diptera, Tephritidae.
CGUGAAAGAAUGAGACGAAAUCGUGCAGUGCAAGGUCAACAAAAUACGAACAUGAAUCAGCGUAUUAGGAGACAGAGGUCAAUUGUACAAAAUCUCAACAGAGCAGCGUUUGCAUAUAAUCAUUUGUAUGACUAUAGUUUGCACAAUUCUGUUGUAAUUGGAACCAUGACUAAUGUUUGCAAACAUUGUAAGGCACUGAAAUUUCAAAAUGAAAUCGAUGGUCUUUGUUGUUCCGGUGGAAAAGUUAAACUACCGGAAUUAAAACUUCCCCCUGAACCAUUACGUUCAUUUGUAUCGGGAACAACACCAUUAUCAAGGCAUUUUUUGGACAAAAUUCAAACGUAUAAUUCUUGUUUUCAAAUGACAUCGUUUGGUGCUUCGAAAAUAAUCACAGAUAAUUUCAUGCCAACAUUCAAGAUUCAAGGACAAAUUUACCAUCAAGUCGGAUCUUUAUUACCAUUCGCGGAUGCAAAUUAUGAGUUUUUACAAAUUUAUUUUAUUGGUAAUACCGAAGAUGAAAUUGAUCGACGCUGUACAAUUGCCACUAAUGCUCGACGAGCAAUAGUUGGAGAACUGACAGAAUUUUUCCAUGCACAUAAUUUAUUGGUUCGAUUGUUCAAAACAGCGAUGGAUCGAAUGCCAUCAGACAACCAUAAAAUUGUGAUUCGUCCAGACAAAGUACCUGUAGGCGAGCACUCUAGACGAUUCAAUGCUCCCACUAUCGACGAUGUUGCAAUUGUAAUUGUUGGCCAAGAUUUUCAAAAGCGUGAUAUUGUGCUUCAUCGUAGAACAAACGAGCUAACACGUGUGUCUGAAACGCAUCGUUGCUACGAUGCUUUACAAUAUCCAAUAUUAUUUUGGGAAGGCGAAGAUGGCUAUCAUUUCAAUAUAAAAAUGAUAAACCCAGCUACAGGCGCACAAACGAAUAAAAAAGUUAGCGCUAUGAAUUAUUAUUCAUAUCGAUUAAUGAUUCGUGAAAAUGAAGAAUCUCACAUUCUGAAAUGCAGAAGAUUGUUCCACCAAUUUGUCGUGGAUAUGUAUGCAAAAAUUGAGACCGAGCGCUUAAACUAUAACAAAUUCAACCAGACUAAGUUACGGUCCGAGGAAUACAUUCACUUACGGGAUGCAGUGAAUAACGAUGGAAAUGUGAAUGACAUCGGUAGAAUGAUCAUAUUACCAGCAACAUAUACUGGUAGCCCGCGACACAUGCAUGAAUAUGCACAGGAUGCCAUGGCGUAUGUUCGCGCUUAUGGACGGCCGGAUCUGUUUAUUACUUUUACAUGCAAUCCGCAAUGGAGUGAAAUCAAAGACCAUUUAUUUCCUGGCCAAUCCCCAAUUGAUCGACACGACCUAACUGCACGUAUUUUCAAACAAAAACUAAAAUCACUUAUGGACUUUAUUGUCAAACAUAGAGUGUUUGGAGAGGUGCGUUGUUAUUGUAUAUGUAUUCCGUUGAAUGGCAAAAGCGGGGAUUACCGCACGCACACAUUUUGAUUUGGUUGGUUGAUAAAAUUACACCGGAUCAAAUUGAUAGUGUGAUAUCAGCUGAAAUACCGGAUCAAAUGAUUGAUCCAGAUUUGUUCGAAGUCGUCACAAAAAAUAUGAUACAUGGACCUUGCGGUGCAUUGAAUCUGAACUCUCCGUGCAUGAUUGAAUGUAAUAUUUCGAAAACAUCUGGAAUGGCAAAAGUUCUUAAGGGGGGAAGCUGGUCUAGAGCGCAAAAAAUGGGCAUAUUUUAUGAAUUUAUUUUGACUCAACAAAGGGAUCAAUCGAAAAUCUGUGAAAUAGGUUUAAUAAUAUAGCUUUCAUGGUACAAAUACAAAAUUUUUCGUCUGAAUUAAUUUCAAAAUGGCCGCUGUCCAGCAGUUCUCCUAAGGCGCCUUUU